Molecule: messenger RNA, 1011 nt
Organism: Rhizophagus irregularis DAOM 181602=DAOM 197198
Lineage: Eukaryota; Fungi; Glomeromycota; Glomeromycetes; Glomerales; Glomeraceae
Source: RefSeq, a predicted model, not a curated record
AUGACUGGCUUAGAAGAUACUAACGGAAUAAAUGACACUCCUAAUAUGCAAUCACUCGGGAAUGCAAUGUCAAAAGCUGUUAGGGAAUUCGCACAAUGUAGUCUACUAGAAAAUGAAAAUGAUUUCGUUUCUCAAAAAAUCAGUGAAAUUAGAGAGCAAAGUGAAAAUUUUCAAGAAUAUGCAAGAGAGUCGAUUAAUCAGAGCGAUAAAUUAUCAAAAUAUGCUGAAGAAGUUGUAGUAUUUGCUGUUGCUUGUUCAGAUCCAAGUUUUACAAAAGAGGAACUUUUAGAUUUUUUGAAGUUAACUUUGGAAGAUGCUAAAAAGAAUAAAACUAAAACGGAAGAAUUAAAAGCAAACAUUAGUAAUGUUAUGGCAAGAUUAGUCAAUGUACAAAACGAAUGUGUUCAAUAUAGCAAUGACAUUCAGACAAAUGCUAGAGCAAUGAAUUCUAAUGUUGUUAACGAAUUAGAAAACAGAGAAUUUGAACAAAGAUUAUUUAGGACUGCUUACAAAUUUGGAACUGGAGCUGCUAUAUUGGGCACAACAGCUUCUAUUAUUGCGGCACCAUUAACUGGAGGAGCUUCUUUAGCAAUACCUAUUAUUGAAUCUAUUGUGGAAGGAGGAUUGAUUAUGGCUGGAGCCACUGGCGCAAUUGCUUUAGGAUCAAGAUAUGCAUAUAAUAAUAGAAAUAACGAGAUUAAUGCUCUUAAUAGAAGGCUGAUUAUAGAAAGAGACGAGCUAAUUACUCAGAUUUGUUCAUUGAAUGGAAAUCUUAGUUCAAUCAUUCACGAUUCUUGUGAUAUCUUAAAUUUCUGGGAUGAACAAAUUACUACUCUUAACGAUCUCAUAGUAAAACUUGAACGUUUUGACAAUAAUGAUGGAGAACGUCCUUCAAGAUUAGUCACAUUAACCAUUCAAAAGAAAUGGAAUAAUGUUAGCCGAGAAUGUAAGGAUUAUAAUCGCACUAUGAGGGCUGCUUUACAAGUGACUAAUAUGGUUACUUCCGAUUAA